Megalops cyprinoides (Indo-Pacific tarpon) is the source of this 4424-nucleotide messenger RNA. RefSeq names its product serine/threonine-protein phosphatase 1 regulatory subunit 10-like. Gene Ontology annotation, molecular function: metal ion binding. Bases 346 to 2682 code for a protein of 778 amino acids. Gene Ontology annotation, cellular component: nucleus. The record is from RefSeq and is a predicted model, not a curated record. NCBI's taxonomy places the organism in Eukaryota, Metazoa, Chordata, Actinopteri, Elopiformes, Megalopidae. The transcript is spliced from 19 exons.
CGGAUUUGUACAGAGGUCUGAUGCUUUUUCAAUGGAGAUCGGGCGCCAAGGACUUUCAAGUAUUUGAAGACAAAUACCAAAAAUAUUUUUUUUCUAUCCAAGUAAUGGACAUUUGACUACUAUUUUUUGACCUUCACAUUUUGUUCCAGAAGAAAAAAGCUUGACUUUAUCACAAACCCGCCCAUAUAAAUAGCCAAAGCCAUUUUUUCAGUCAUACGUUUGCUUGCUAAUAUUUAGCUAGCUAGCUAACCAUGAAUUUACCAUCUUAAAUUGUUGUAGAAACAGAUCUGUUGCCCAAAGGCAUUCUUUAUUAUACCAGAGACGCUGAGAGGAGAUAUUAAUAAAAUGGAUCCCAGGGAAGUGAUCAAGGGAGUGGAGCAUCUACUGGGGAGAGAGGGAGAGCUUCGCAGCCCUGAUGCAGUCACCAAAGUCUUCAGUCUCAUGAAGGCCUCUCAGAAGAUGGUGAGCAGAUGCAUCUACCUGAAUAUCUUGCUCCAGACCAAAUCGCAUGACAUCCUGAACAGAUUUAUCCGAGUAGGAGGGUACAAGCUGCUGAACGCUUGGUUGACCUACUCCAAAACAACCACUAACACCCCCCUGCUGCAACUGAUCCUGCUCACUCUGCAGAAACUACCCCUCACUGUCGACCACCUCAAACAGAACAACACGGCCAAACUGGUCAAGCAUCUGAGCAAGAGUGGAGAAACAGAAGAGCUGCGAAAGUUGGCAGGUGUUUUGGUGGAUGGAUGGAUGGCCAUCAUUCGCUCUCAGGGUGUGGCAGCAUCCAGCGCAACCUCUCCAUCAGAGAAGAAACGGAAGAAAGAGGAUGGAAAAGUACGAAGUGGAGAAGUGAAGAAGACAGGAGAUGGAGCAAAGGUGGCCCAGGAGGAGAAGAAGAAGGAGAAACCCAAAGCCCAUGCCCCCAGUCAUGCCAAGUUCCGAUCUACAGGCUUAGAGGUGGACUCCCCCAGUCCUCUCCCAGCCAAGAAACCCCCAGCUGCCCCUCAGCUUGGAGACAAAUACAAUAUCAAACCUGCUGUUCUCAAGAGGCCAAGCCCCUCUCUAUCAGAUUCACCUGUGGAGAAGAAAUACAAACCACUCAACACCACACCCAACUCCACUAAAGAGAUUAAAGUCAAGAUUAUCCCAGCACAACCAAUGGAGUGUACUGGGUUCUUGGAUGCUCUGAACUCAGCUCCAGUCCCUGGGAUCAAGAUUAAGAAGAAGAAGAAGGCUGUCUCUCCAACAUCAAACAAGCCCUGCCCAUUUGAUAGCAAGCCCCUCCCCUACCCAGCCUCUCAGACCAAACCCUCAUCCCCUGAGCCACCGGCCACCCAAAGUCCUCCUCAUGAUACCCCAGAGCUGGAGCAGCCAGGGACCCCUGUACCCAGCGAGGACACAGAGGCCGUGGACACAGGGGAGAAACCCAACGCUCUGUCUGAGCCGCGGGGAGACGAGGAGAGUCUGUUGACAAAGAGCGGGAAGAAGAAGAAGAGUGUUCGCUGGGCAGAGGAGGCACAGCUGAAGGAGUAUUUCUUCUUUGACCUUGACGAGACUGAGCGUGUGAAUGUCAAUAAGAUUAAAGACUUUGGGGAGGCCGCGCGCCGGGAGCUGAUGAUGGACCGGCAGGCUUUCGAAACAGCCAGGCGCCUCUCCCACGACGCCAUGGAGGAGAGCAUCGCCUGGACCCCUCCCCGGCCCCUGACCCUGCUGGGUAGCCUGGUCACCCCCGGGGCGAACAGCAGCGAGAAGCACACGCAGAGAGACAGGGAGCUGGGCAUCCUGCAGGAGAUCUUCCUCAGCAAAGACAGUGUGCCAGACAGCCCCCAUGAGCCAGAUCCAGAGCCUUACGAGCCUGUACCCCCCCGACUCAUUCCCAUUGAUGAGGACUGUACAGCUGUAGAGGAGAGCUAUCCUGAGCCCAUGGACACCCCUGCCCCAGCUGGCUCUGCCGCCUGCCCCCCUGAGGGCUCCAAACUGCCCCCUGUCUUGGCCAACCUGAUGGGCAGCCUAGGAAACACUGGACGUAACCCCCAAACCCAAGGGCCCUCAGUUAAUGUGCAGGAACUGCUGACCUCCAUCAUGGGUGCACAGUGUAGUCAGUCUGCAGAGGAUCUCAUCAAACAGCCGAAUUUCUCAGACCAGAUCAAGCAGCUGUUGGGCUCCCUGCAGCAGAGCCAGCCUCAGGCCCCGCCCUCUGGGCCCCCUCCCGUCUCAGGACCAGUGAAUACUGGCUUACUUGGUCACGGCCCUGGAAUGAAUAUGAACAUGAACAUGUCAAUGCCCAUGAAUGGCGGCUAUCCCCCCAACAACCCCCCCUCCGGCCCCCACUACCCUCACCCACCACCGCCUCAUGGCCAUGCCCCACCCUUCCCUUCUGGAGGUGGUCCCAGGAUGAUGGGUCCACCUCCUGGCCAGCCCAGAGGGGGUGAUGGAGGAGGUUACUGGGGGGAGGAGCCCAUGAGAGGAGGUCCGCAUCGCGGUGGUGGAGGUGGUCACUUCCACCGUGGCCGAGGGGGGCGAGGAGGCCGGCCAGGACGAGGAGGUGGAGGCGGGCCCCCCAGAGGAGGAGACAUGUCCAAUCGCCCUGUGUGUCGGCACUUCAAAGUGAAGGGGAGUUGUCGAUAUGAAAACAACUGUGCUUUUUACCAUCCGGGAGUGAAUGGGCCACCCUUGCCCUAAUAUGGUCUCACCCAUCCACUUGACUUCUACGAGUCCCCGAUCUCUUCCACAUAAAAACUUUGAAUGAAGAUGGAUUCCCUGCUCUUCUUCCUUCACCACGGGGAAGACAGGCUUCACUGCUUCUACUUUUAAUGCAUUUAGGUAUUUCUUUUGUGGUUUGAGGGCAUGUUGGAGAUGCAAACAGUUAAGAAAAAUCACAGCUUUGAUAGGAAUCUCUCUAGGGCUUAUAUUUGUGUAAUUAUCAGAAGACAAAGAACAAGGUUCUGGUUUAUAGUUGUUUGCCUUUGCAGGGUCUGAUUAAGUAUCUAACCUUUGUCAUCCCCCCCCCAGUCAGGAGGUUGAUAACUUGAACACAAAUUACUUCCUGUUUGUAAAUAUUUUGUACAUCUUGAAUCACAAGCAAGGUAGCGAUGUCUGUAUAAGUUUGAGUUUGUUCAAUCUUCAGUCAGCAGCUUCUGGUUUGUUGACGGUGCUCUGUACUCUUUGACCACUGGGUAGAUGUUUUUUCUUUGUCUUUUUCACUCAUCACUAUUUUCCCCAUUCAUUUUAUGCAGUUUGAUAAACCAAUCAAACUAAAGCCUUAGAUAUGAAACCAAACUUUCUACCAUGAAGGCCUGGGCCCAGGGCUCCAUUUCACAUAUUGGAAAAGAAACAAUGCUCCUAUCAGAGCACAGUACAAUGCAUCUCUCCACUGUAUUCAGUUGCCAGGGAUCAGACAGAAUUAGAUUGCAGGAAUGUGUCUUGGCUUUUAAAUGUGCUUCCUUGAUUUACACAGAGCAUGUUGGAGAUGUCUGUGCACUGAGAUUAACUGUGGUUCUUUGGUUUGUCAAAAUGCAGUCUAACAAGUGCCAGUACCUGAUACCUGCUCAAAUGUAUAUCUUUUCAUCUAUAAGUCUGUAAGUUAUUCUGGACUAUUGAGCCCCUUUAGCUGUAAUUGCUGAGAUUCAACCAGAUUCUUUCAUCAAAAAACAUUCUGAUGUACCUGUGUAAAGAAAAGUUGCAUGGGUGGGAGUUCUGGGAUUGAAAGGUGCCAAACAAUCCUUGGUAAACAACAGGUAAACUCAGCUCCACUGUCUUCCAUUUUUAAUUAUUUUUUAAGGUUUGUUUUGCCUUUUCUUAUGUAACAGUAGGGGGGGACUAUCUUCAGCCCUGUAAAGUUGCAUUGGGUUAACAUGUUUUACUGCUCCUCUGGUUCUAGUUGCUCACAGCUGGGGUCUCUAUGUUCUGUAGAUUCUAUACCCGGUUCAGUUUUCUGGGUCUUAAUCAGUUAAGACGUGAGAAGAAAAUCCAUACAGGUGUAUAAAGGGAGGCAUGAAACAGCUGUAGUUAUGAUUGAAUGAUCUGACCCAAAAGAGAUCACUGCUCAUGAGUUCGGACUGAGUAUUCCAUAUUAGACUGCUUGUAGGCGGGGCUGAUGAUGUUCAGGUAGCCUUUAAGGGCUUCUCUGCUUAUGUAGAGUCCACUGUAUUACUGUUAAAGAGAAUCCUACUGUAAAUAAGCUCACAAUCAUUCUUGUACAUUAUAGACACUACGCUGUUUUAUAUGCAAGCUUCUACUCUUGUGUGUUACAGCUGGGUUUUAUGUAAUUUGCCAGUGUUAAUUGAGUCUGGCCCAGGUAACAAACGGUUCUCUGGGAAACAAAUGGAGUGUUUUCUGUGAAAACAAUGGCCUUUAUGUCUCUUGUGGGACUAUAAUGAUGCCUUUUUAAAGUACUGCUUCUCAUUAAUUUUCCAGAUGAUGUU